GUCUGUCGGCUGUGGGCGGCGGGGGAUGUCAGACAGUAUUGCGGGCGCAGGACUGCACGGGUCGACGAGCGAGAGGUGCAGAGGGUGGUGCUGCUACAGACUUGUGUGUACUGUACAAUAGUAUUGAGCAAAAGUCUGUGUACUUGUAAACGUCGGUAGGAAUAGUAGUGGUGGUGGUAGUGGUGACGGUGUAAUGGUGAUGGCGGCGGCGGCGGCGAGACGUAGAGGGGGAAAAAACUUGCGACAGGCCGAUCGACGACGGUGCUGCGGCCUCGCAGCCACCGGAUGAGUUCAGUCUGCCGCUGGACUUGAUGUGCAAUCAACGCCCACGCUGCAACUGUCACUCGCUCGUUACUCGCAGUUACGUUUCACCCAGUGUGACAUUUGUUACGAGCGGCUUUUCGUCGACAACAUUCCGGGUGUCGUCCCGACAUUGGCGGCAACUUUUACGCGGAUAAUUUAAAAUAUAAAUAAUAAAUUAUUUUUUUAACUUGUAAAUAUUUAUAAUAAUAAAACAAUAAAAGUGAUUUUGGUAUAAAGAAGACAGACAAUAAUUGUUAAUUUAAAUUAUUAUUUUAUUUAUUUUAUUAAUAUUUAUUUUUUUAAAGUCAUUUGGGACAAAUGCGAAUAAGUGACGCGACGUUUUGUUGGUCAUCUCUUGCCAGUUUAGUAAUAAUACAAAGUUGAGUAAUACUUGGUCUUGCAGUUGAUCUAAAGACGACGACGUUGUAAAGCCAAUCUAAUGAAAACACAGUGCUCUCUCAUCGCCGUCAACGUCGUCGUCGUAGUCGUCUUCGUCGUCUCAAGUAGCCUCUGCCAAACUUGGUCGUCCAAGUUAUAGGGAGUGACUACUGACUACUAACAACACAUCACUUACACACUGCUAGUGUCUUGAUAUUGAAAAAGAUACAAGAGAUUGAGAUUGAGAGUGAAGUGAGACAAGCGGCUUGAGGUGUUUUUCUCAUACCGUGUCUGUGUACUGGUGUUGUUUUUUUAAAUUUAAAUUUCAUUUUCCUCAGUACGUGACAGAUAAAAAUGUAAUGAAAUAAUAAAAAAUUAGCAAGGGGGAAAGGAAACGUCAUCAUCAUCAAGACUGAAAAUAAUAAGAGACCAAGGGCAAAUAACGCGGCGCCAUGCUCUAGCUUGACAGCUGACAGACGCUGUGUUGUAACUAUACGUUGAAUCUCUUCUUCACCGCAUCACAUACACACACGUAAUACAUGUGCCCUGUGAAACUAUUGUUCUGAACCAGUGUGUCCGUGUGUAUGCAAACCUACACACGUACACCGCACAUAUAUAAAACUAUAUAUACAUACAUAGACAUACAAAGUACGAUAUAAAUCCUCGAUUCGUAUUCUAACCGUCAAUCUGGCGUCAUCAUCAUUCAAAUGAAGCUGCGGCGUCGCUGCAUACAGACGCUCGGCGUCUCUGUCAAACAAUUGAGGAGAAAGUUGGUCGAGUUGGGUGCGCGAAUCCUCCACGUUCAUCAAACAUCUAAAUCCAGUGACAUGGCCCUCAUGAUGCUGUCGGUGAGCGCAGGCAUGGAUGUCGGCUGUGGGGGUCACGGUGGCCUCGAAAGUGCGACAGCAGUUGCUGGCGGUGCGGAUGGCAUGCAGGAGGCAAUGGUCGCGGCAGCAAGAGAUCGAGCUGUACGUACUGUAAGUGUACGACAAGAUCUCGCUCUUGAUUUACCACCGCGGCUUCAACUCCCCGAUGGUGAGGAGCGGCCCUAUGGUGCUCAUGCCGGGCUGCAUCUUCGUGAUCCUGAGCAGGAAAGCGAGAUUUAUCAAAAAUGCGUACGUCCACCUCCAAAUCGAACAAUAUUUGACAGCGAGAGUCCACCUCCGUAUACAAGAAGUCAAUCAACGAUACUGGAUACUCCAGAUCGGAUAAUACGUUGUCACAGUGCUGGUAGUUCAUUAUUGAGGGUAUUUAAAAAAUUCCCAAGCAAUGUAGGUGGCUCAACACCGGUUGUUGUGGUGCCGCCAUCAAGGCGGCCUAGUCUAUCAAGCUAUUCCGAGUCCAGUGGUAAUUUGAGCAAUUUAUCAAGUCUGACUGUGGUACCUUGCGAGGCAGAUGAGAAUAACCAUCUACAUCAUCGGGAUCAUGUUUGACCCAAGCCAACGUUGACGUGUUGUCAACGAGCGCAACAAUUGUGAAAUGGCAGCAGAUAUAUAUUAUUAUUAAUAAUUAUUCACUGAGCGACGAGACACAACGGGAUUCUUGUGAGCAAACGUGGCUUUGUCUCAUUGUUUAUUAUUAUUAUUAAUUUUUUUUUUUUAUUUUUUCGUUUAUUAUUUUUCUUUCUCUUUUAUUUACUUGAACAUAUUGAUGACAAUAUAGCAGCAUUGGUCAUUGAAUAGUUAAAUUGUUUGCAUCUACGAGUACACUCGUCGUCGUUGUCGUCGUCGUUGAGAAUUAUGGAGGAGUAUGAGAUCCUAAAGACUGACUCGUUGAAAAAAUAUUUAAUAAAUGGAUACUAAAAUUUAAAAAAAUAAAUAAAUAAAAUAUUUAAAAAAAAAAAAAAAAAAAUUAAAGCAACAUGCAAAUCACGGCGUGACAUUUUAGUUAAUUGUCGCUAAUUGAUAUGGGGAUGAUUAUAUUGAUUACACUUGAGAAAAUAAAAUGAGGGAUAGUUAAAGUGAAUGAUGGAAAGAGACACAUCAGUACUGUGUCAUAUAGGACAUAAGUAAUAAUCGAAAGUAAUAGAGAUGUUGUUUAUGAAAAGAAAAAAAAAUAAAUAAAUAAAAAAACUAACUAAUUAAUUAACUAAAUAAAUAAAUAAAGAAAAAAAAGGAGAGCUGAAAGUCUGAAGACUUAAGAGAUGUAUUUGAGAUAAACGUCCAAUACAGCAAUUGUACGAUGAUGCAUAAGCAAAAAAUAAAUACAUAAAUAAUAAUGAUAAUGAAUAAAAUUAAUUACGACACAUCGGAGAACUCUGUAAAUAUCAGAACACAGAGACGAUGAUUCUUCUUUAUGCUCAUGACUGAUGUAUGCAGACAACGAGAGCGUAACCAAGGGUCAAGUUUGACGACGGUUCGACCAAGUUUGUUCUUCGAGGAAAAAAAAUAUAUAAAAAAUAAGUAAAAAAAUUAAGAAAAAAAAAAAAAGUAUAUAAUAAUAAAGUAAAAAGACUUAGUAAAUUAUUUAGUAAACGAUAUUGCGAUUCUUGCAUGUUUUGCGAAUUUAUUAAUAGAGGAAAAUAAUUAAAAGUAAAAAAAAUACGGCGAUAUAUUAAAUAUAUUAAAUGGAUAUAUAAAUAAAUAUAUUAUAUAUAUAUAAAUAAAUAAAUAAAAUGAGAAAUAGACAUGCAAGUGACUUGAAUGCAUUUUUGUUGUGUGGUCAUCGAGUUUUAUUUGUUGAUGAGUGUGUGGAAAUUAAUAUGUCGGAGGAUAUUCAAAGGUGUGUGUGCCUGGCAAUUUAUUAUGAGAAUAAAAGUAAUAAGAACGAACGAAUAAUAGUGCCAAUUCGGUGAAUAAAUUAAAUAAAUUGAAAAUUGUAUAUUAUUAGGUAGUUCAAUAUCGAUAUUAAUAUUAAUUAAAUUUUUUUAAAUUAAUAAAAUACAAUAAUGAAUAUGCUACGUAUCGAUGACGGAGAAAAUGGGAAAUUAAAUUAAAAUAGGACGGAAUAAAUUUUUUUUUUACACAUUAAUCCAAAUUGAUACUAUACAAUAAUAAGAAUGUUAGAAAAAAAAAAUUAAAUAUCUCUGGCACGAUAAUAUGUAUUGAAAAGUCAAUCCGUUUUAUCAUUAUUAUUUUUACGUUCACUUUCUAUUUUAGAAAUUUAUUUGGAAAAAAAAAAUUAUAUUUAUAUAAAUAUAUAAUUUCUGCGUUUUAAAAUGAAAAAUAUAUAUAUUGUGACUUGUCGUCGUGGCAGAGAUUGAUUAUAUAAAAAUAAAUAAAUUAUUGUAUGCGAAAAAUUCUAGUGAAAAAUUAAAAAAAAAAAAAACUAAUGAUAAUUAAAUUAGAUAAAAAAAAUUAAGUCUCGCGACUCAAUCUCCAUUAUCAUCGUGAUUAAAAUAAAAAAUAAAAUUAUUAAAAUCACGACGACAAUUGUAUAUGUAUUUAGGAGAUGUGUGUUAAAAAACGCAGACGCAAAUCAACGAUAGUAAAAGUUUUUAUGAUAUUUUUCUCAAGGCAAUGUCCGGCCAGUUAUUUACGCAAUAAUCCGACCGUUUAUACUUUACGUGCUAAUCGUAUAGCUCGAAAGAUAAAACGUCAAAACUAAUACAUAAUUAAAUUAAAUUUUUAAAAAAAUAAAUAAAUAAUUAAUUGAACAACAAUUUUUGUCCUCUCUGUAUCUUUAAAAUGUGUUCACGCGUAUGCAAUAUUAGGUGAUGAAUAAAAAAAAAUUGUAUAUUGAUAGAAGAAAUUACUGCCAGAGAGGCGAGAGGGGGACAUUAACUUUAAUUUAAAUAGGCGGGGUACGGCGAGUUAGCGGGAAUUGUUAAAAAAAAAUAAAUAAUUAAAAAUAAAAGUAA
Microplitis mediator is the source of this 4480-nucleotide messenger RNA. RefSeq lists its product as uncharacterized. Gene Ontology annotation, molecular function: R-SMAD binding. Gene Ontology annotation, biological process: negative regulation of transforming growth factor beta receptor signaling pathway. The coding region runs from base 1389 to 2114 and encodes 241 amino acids. The record is from RefSeq and is a predicted model, not a curated record. The transcript has 3 exons. NCBI's taxonomy places the organism in Eukaryota, Metazoa, Arthropoda, Insecta, Hymenoptera, Braconidae. Gene Ontology annotation, cellular component: Golgi membrane; early endosome membrane.